AUGCUUUUUGAAGAAAAGGAUUCUAAGGCUCUUAAGGCAUAUUUGUUAACACUCCUUGAUCCGAUAUCAAAUGCAGAUUUGGAUAUUCUUAGUGAUUAUAUUCUAGCACUGUUAAGACAUGAUCAGUCAGUAGAAGAUGUAAAGAAGCUUUGUUUGAGUCAGUUAGAUGAAUUUUUAAGAGAAAAUACAUUUUCAUUUGUACAGGAUAUUUUUGAUGCACUAGAGAGGAAAACUUAUUUGAAUGAAAACAUGCUAGAAAAAGAAUCAUCAGUUGUAGAAAAAUAUAAAGAAUCGACAAGAAAGCGAUCUUUUCAUCAAACAUCCCUGGAUGCACGGAUUCAUGGAAUAAAUAAUGAGAAAAAAUCUAGAUUUGGAAAAUCCUUUCGUGUAAAUAAUCGUGGAAAUUGGAGAUCAUUUCGUCAAAAAGCACCAUUUUCUGAUAUGUUUUCAUUUUCUCCUGAUUUUCCUAUCAAUUCUACACAAAGAUGUCGAGAUUAUGAAGAAAGGGGAUAUUGUAUGAGAGGUGAUAUGUGUUUUUAUGAUCACGGGAUUGAUCAUAUUGUAAUGGAUGGUCAAUAUUCUGAUGCAUAUGAUCCUACACAAUCUAUUCAUACGAAUCAUUCUGUGGCAAUCACACACUCAGGACUUAACUAUAAAAAUACCCUUAGGAAUGAUAAAGAACAUUUUAGGAAACAUAAAAAAAAUAAUUCGUGUCUCAUAAAAGGACCAAACUAUAAUCAAACAAUAACAACUUUGAUAAUAGAAAAUAUUCCAAAUAGUGAUUUAAACGAGGAAAAUAUACGUUUUUUUUUCAAGAAAUUUGGUGAAAUUUCUAAGAUAAUUGUUAAAAAAGCAGAGCAUAGAGCCAUAUUAAAAUUUAAAGACUGGGAAAGUGCAAAUAAAGCAUGGUCUUCUUCGGCUCCUAUUUUUAAUAAUAGAUUUGUUAAACUGUAUUGGCAUUCCUCUAAAUCUAAUGAUAGAAAUGAUCUUCAGGAAAACAAUAUGGCAUUAGAUACUUCUGAAAAACAUGUAGUAGAUGGUUUACCUAAGGAUAAAUUUAUGGAAAAAAUUGAGAAAAAACAAAAAGAAUAUGAAGAAAGAGAACAAAGAAAAAAACAAAAUGCUAAGGAACGCGAAAUGCUUCUAGAGAAAGAGGAACUUAUUCAAAAACAAUUGGAAGAAAAACGAAAUUUAAUAGCGUUGAUGUCUAAGAAAGAUACAAAUAUACCCGAAUUUCCUCAAAAAGAAGAUUAUGAUAUAAAUAAAUUAGAGCCAUCAGCAUUAUCUAGAAAAGCGUUGGAAACUCAAUUAGCUUCAUUAAAAGCUGAAGCCAAUAAUUUAGGGAUAAGUAUUAAUACUAAAAGUUUAAACACAUCUGGAAAUUCUGGAAACAAAAAGAAAUUAGGAUUUUCUCGAAGUUUUUCAAAAGUUUUUAGACAUAGUUCAGGAAAAAAUACCCUUCGUCGUGGAUCAAUGCAAUUAGAUAAUCGUACAAGAAAAAUUGCAGUAUAUAAUUUGGAUCCAGAUAAAGAUGAGGUUUUGAGACAACAUUUACUUCAUAAUGGAGAAUAUGAAGCUAUCGAGAAAGAUGUUGAUGAUUCUAAUGUUCAAAUUAUCGUCUUUAAAGAUAGAUGGACUGCUGAAAAGUUUCUUCGCAAUGUUUCUACAAUUCCUGAUAUGGAGAAUGUAAAAUUAAAAUGGAAAUAUGAUACGACUAAAAAUUCAGGAAAUAUUUUGGAUCAUAAUCUCACUGAAUUAAAAGAAGCUAGAAAUUCUGAUGGACGUGGAUUUUACGAUGAUGAUGACGAUGUCGAUGAAGCUUUAUGGAGACGAUAA
Pneumocystis murina B123 is the source of this 1836-nucleotide messenger RNA. RefSeq lists its product as hypothetical. Gene Ontology annotation, cellular component: nucleus. The transcript is spliced from 10 exons. Gene Ontology annotation, molecular function: RNA binding; metal ion binding. The coding region runs from base 1 to 1836 and encodes 611 amino acids. Lineage: Eukaryota; Fungi; Ascomycota; Pneumocystomycetes; Pneumocystales; Pneumocystaceae. Gene Ontology annotation, biological process: mRNA processing. The record is from RefSeq and is a predicted model, not a curated record.